GUUAUUCCCAUUGAGCUAAUUCGAUUUCUGGUUUAAUUAAUAAAUAAAUAUUCCCAUCACAAGAUCGCCCGUGCACUCGCUGAGAUCCCUCGGAUUUGUUUUCCACCGCCACCUUUCUCUCCCCUCGUCAGAGUGGCUUAUUCUCAGCCGACCGCGAUAUCCCUGCGGCGCAUUCUCUAUCACCACCUCCCGCCUAUCAACGGUUUCCAUUCACCCACGACAAGCUUUGAAUCGGGCAAGUCGGAGAAUUCGACGGAUUGAAGGGGGAAGCCGGACUCCCUUGAGUGCUGUUUGCCAGGGUCUUUUAUCGUUGAGGAACUCGGAGAAGGAAAAGAGAAGUUGAGAAUGGCUUCAUUCAUCACUACCAUCAAUGCGCGCACGCGAGCCCCCUUCAAACCGCGAUCGGCGGCCAAAGGCACCAGCAGUUAUCAGUUGAGACAAUUUGCAGAGGCAACGCUUGGUAGUGGUAGUCUUCGGAAGGCCGUGAUCCUUCCUGAAGGCGAAGAUCUGAAUGAGUGGCUUGCGGUUAAUGUCGUCGAUUUCUACAACCAGAUCAACCUUCUUUACGGGUCAAUUACAGAGUUCUGCUCGCCGCAGUCAUGUCCGGAGAUGAAAGCGACCGAUGAAUUUGAAUACCUCUGGCAGGAUUCGGAGCACUUCAAGCGGCCCACGAAGAUGUCCGCUCCAGAAUACAUCGAGCACCUGAUGAGUUGGGUCCAGGGCAAUAUUGACAACGAGCAGAUGUUCCCCAGCCGGCUGGGUGUCCCGUUUCCCAAGGCGUUCACUAGCCUCGUGCGACAGAUCUUCAAGCGGUUGUAUCGAGUGUACGCACACAUCUACUGUCACCAUUACCCGGUCGUGGUACAUCUGGGACUGGAGCCCCAUCUCAAUACGAGUUUCAAACACUACGUGUUAUUCAUCGACGAGCACCGGCUGGCCAGCGGAAAGGAUUUCUGGGGACCGUUGGGGGAUCUGGUGGAGAGCAUGUUGCGCAGCGAUUAAAGGUCGCACCGCCAGGGAAAGGCGGACGGGAAGCAUUCGAACUGCAGGCGUUGCGGUGUUGGCAUUAGUUAUUCGUGUUACUGAGAUUGAUUUGCCUGGAAGCGGGCGGGCGUUGCGACAUGCGAUGAGAGAAGGCCGCGAGGAUACCUGUAG
This is a messenger RNA of Aspergillus steynii IBT 23096, 1155 nucleotides long. RefSeq names its product Mob1/phocein family protein. Gene Ontology annotation, cellular component: nucleus; cytoplasm. Gene Ontology annotation, biological process: cell division; signal transduction; positive regulation of protein phosphorylation. The transcript has 6 exons. The record is from RefSeq and is a predicted model, not a curated record. Bases 346 to 1002 code for a protein of 218 amino acids. Lineage: Eukaryota; Fungi; Ascomycota; Eurotiomycetes; Eurotiales; Aspergillaceae. Gene Ontology annotation, molecular function: protein kinase activator activity.